UACAUCUCUACCUUUUCCUCAUACAUAUUCAUUUCUCUCCUUAAGCAGUUCAUCAAGAUUCAGCAUCUAUGAUAGAACCAAAACCAAGGUAUGCUGUUGUUACUGGGGCAAACAAAGGGAUAGGGUUAGAGACUGUUAAGCAGUUGGCCUCAAAUGGAGUGAAGGUGGUGCUCACUGCCAGAGAUGAGAAAAAAGGCCAUGAAGCCAUUGAGAUAUUGAAAGAAUGUGGUGUCUCUGAGUUGGUGGUUUUUCACCAGCUUGAUGUCACUCACUCUGCUACUAUUCAUUCACUGGUGGAGUUUCUCAAGACACAGUUUGGGAGGCUUGAUAUCUUGGUGAACAAUGCAGGAAUCAGUGGUGUCAAUCCAUAUGAAAUGCAAGGGUCAACAAUUAACUGGAGGGAACUUACUCAAACUUCUGAAAUGGCAGAAAAGUGUCUAAGAACAAACUACUAUGGUGCAAAGGAAACAACUGAUGCAUUUCUUCCCCUUUUGAAACUAUCCAACUCACCUAGGAUUGUUAAUGUUUCCUCCCAAGCAGGGUUGUUAAAGGGGAUAGCAAACAAAAUGGCUAAAGGGGUGUUUGAUGAUGCUGAAAAUCUUACAGAAGAUAGAAUAGAUGAGGUAUUGAAGGAGUUUAUGAAAGACUUUGAAGAAGGUUCAUUCAGAAACAAAGGUUGGCCAACCUUUUUAUCUGCCUAUAUGGUCUCAAAAGCAGCCAUGAAUUCAUAUACAAGAAUUCUAGCAAGGAAAUAUCCAAACUUUUGCAUCAAUUGUGUGUGUCCUGGUUUUGUGAAAACAGACAUAAACAGAAACACUGGUUUCUUAUCAGUUGAGGAAGGUGCUGCUAGUGUUGUGAGAUUAGCAUUGCUUCCCAAUGGUUCCCCUUCUGGCCUCUUCUAUAGUAGGGAAGAAAUACUACAAAACAAACUCCUACACUUCAUUAUAUUUGUCACCUGGUUUUGGAGAAAACCACUAACAUUAUUAACACAUCCAUUGAGUUUCAGCUUUUCUAUGGCAGAGCCAAAACUAAGGUAUGCUGUUGUAACUGGAGGAAAUAAAGGGAUAGGGUUUGAGACUGUUAAACAGUUGGCCUCAAAUGGAGUGAAGGUGGUGCUCACUGCCAGAGAUGAGAGCAGAGGCCAAGAAGCCAUUGGGAAAUUGAAAGAGUAUGGUCUCUCUGAUUUGGUGACUUUUCACCAGCUUGAUGUCACUCACUCUGCUAGUAUUCAUUCUCUAGUAGAAUUUGUUAAGACACAGUUUGGAAAACUUGAUAUUUUGGUGAACAAUGCAGCAAUAAGUGGUAUCAAUCUGGAUGGAGUGGAGGAGGGAUCAGCAUUUAACUGGGAGGAACACGAUCAAACUUAUGAGAUGGUUGAAGAGUGCCUAACAACAAACUACUAUGGUGCAAAGAAAGUAACUGAGGAAUUUAUUCCCCUUCUGCAAUUAUCCAACUCUCCUAGGAUUGUGAAUGUUUCCUCCCAAGCAGGAUUGUUAAAGAACAUAGUAAACGAAUGGGCUAAAGGGGUGCUUAAUGAUGCUGAAAAUCUUACAGAAGAGAAAAUAGACGAGGUGCUCAAAGAGUUUACCAAAGACUUCAAAGAAGAUUCCUUAGAAACUAAAGGCUGGCCAACCUUCUGGUCUGCCUAUAAGGUCUCAAAAGUAGCCAUGAAUUCAUACACGAGGAUUCUAGCAAAGAAGCAUCAAAACAUGAUUAUUAACAGUCUGUGCCCCGGUUUUGUGAAAACAGACAUCAACAAAAACUGUGGCAUCUUAUCAGUUGAUGAAGGUGCUACUAGUGUUGUGAGAUUGGCACUUUUUCCUGAUGGUUCCCCUUCUGGCCUUUUCUAUGUUAGGCAAGAAUUGUCCAACUUUUAAAUUUGCAUUCCUGCAGUUACAAUAAUACAAUGCAAUGAACAAAGUGCAUCUUGCUUA
Vigna radiata var. radiata (mung bean) is the source of this 1934-nucleotide messenger RNA. RefSeq lists its product as uncharacterized. Gene Ontology annotation, cellular component: membrane. The record is from RefSeq and is a predicted model, not a curated record. NCBI's taxonomy places the organism in Eukaryota, Viridiplantae, Streptophyta, Magnoliopsida, Fabales, Fabaceae. The transcript has 10 exons. The coding region runs from base 69 to 1877 and encodes 602 amino acids. Gene Ontology annotation, molecular function: oxidoreductase activity, acting on the CH-OH group of donors, NAD or NADP as acceptor.